This is a messenger RNA of Protopolystoma xenopodis, 693 nucleotides long. The record is from the annotation of a GenBank genome assembly. Lineage: Eukaryota; Metazoa; Platyhelminthes; Monogenea; Polystomatidea; Polystomatidae.
AUGUUACCUCGCUCUGAUGAUGUCCGUCAUAUGACGGACGAAAGGAGAUUUCGUCGGAAACAGCGUCAUCAUGAAUGCUUCAGUAAAGCCAAUCGACAGCUGGUCAAGCGGAAUCUGCCGUCGUCUUCUGGUGGAAUCGAAUUUCGAAUCUCUUCAGCCGACACUUUCACUCGAAAUGGAAGAUUUAUGAUGUCAAUGAUAAAAAUGAGCCUGAGUCUGGAAAAUGGUCAGCAUUGGGACAAGGAAUUGAGACGAUUAAGAUUGCCGCUUACGAGUGCUUCUGGCCAGCAAUUCUACCCAGUUACAGAAGCUAUAUUGCAAGCUAGCGACCUGAGGAUAAAUGAUCAGCCUCUGCCGCUGUUGCUGCCCAAGAAGUUUCAGGAGAAAGUUAAUGAAGGUUCGUGCGAAAGUCUUAACCACGCCUAUGGGCUGAAUCCUCCUUGUAUAGCCGUUGUCAGUUCCCAGACUCAUGUCGGUCCUAUUGGCAACCAAUUGUCGUCAAUCAAUGUAAAACACGCAGAAUUUCAAAGCCAACCUUCUCACCUGUCCUGUAAUCGGCCUAACAAUAUAGACCAAGUCACAGAUGAACUCGCGAAACGUAUGAUCACACCAUUGAAGGUGGGGAGCCAAAACGAGCGAGAGGCUGGCAUAAUGCUGGAUGAAAUCUUUCGGAGACCAGUUAGCGUUGGGUCA